Molecule: messenger RNA, 1057 nt
Organism: Alligator sinensis (Chinese alligator)
Lineage: Eukaryota; Metazoa; Chordata; Crocodylia; Alligatoridae
Gene: MANSC4
Product: MANSC domain containing 4
Exons: 5
Coding region: 101-1057 (318 amino acids)
Source: RefSeq, a predicted model, not a curated record
CCUCAGGAGCACAUGGAACAUCCUCAUUUGCAGAUACACAGUAGUUUGAUCUAACAGGACAAAGGUGGCAGAUUCAUGAUCCUGAGGUCCAGCUCUCUGAAUGACUAAAGAUGGUUUGCUGAUUGAUCUGGAGGAAUCUCAGAAAUGGGGAGCUCAGGUGCUGAAGAUUUACACAGAAAUCACAGCCCAACAGUGCAGCAGAGCCUGCUGCCUUCUGAAGAAUGAUUCCUGUAACUUGGCUGUUUUCUAUUAUGAAACUAUCCAUCAGAACUUUAACUGCCUUCAUAUUUAUUGUCCAUCACUGGAGAGCUGCAUAGUGCGGGCUAGAAGAAAUGUCAUUUUGUACAACAUUACAACAGGGAUCGAUCCAGAUCUUCUUGUUUUUGAGAAAUUGUCUUAUAAGGAUCUGAAUACCCGUUCUUCAUUCAACAAAUAUGAAAGACAAAACCACUCAAAGGUAACUGAUUCAGAAAGUUGCCAGCACGAUAACAUCACAUCAGGUUCACUUCUACCUGAAUCUUCAUCUUCUACCACGAGCCAAGGUUUGGUAGCAGUAAAUAGUUACACCCACGGCACACGUGACCUUGUCCAAAAACCUGAACUGUCCACCGACUCAUGGACAAGAUCUUCACCAGUGGCUGAUCCUUUUGCUAAGGAAAAAGACAUAAAUUCAGCAAGUACAGGUUUCACAACCAGUUUGGACAAAAAGCCUGUAUACUCUACCUUGAUGUCUGUAUCUGCUAAGCUGUUAUCCCAUAAACCUAGUCCUGCUCGUCUGAACAACAGUAAGCAGAACUUGAAUGAAACCAAAGGUUACAGCGGCAGAAACUACACUUCAGAAAAUGAUGACCACAGACCUGCCUGGGUGGUAAUGGCUACUGGUGCCUGGUUGAUGCCUAUAGUGUUUUGUUCUUCUCUCAUUUUCCUUUGCUGCUGUACUGUUCUUUUGGCAGCAGGGUGCUGCAGAAGGAGGAGGGGUCACUAUAGGCCGGUGCGGAGAAGAGAAGUAGGGUCUAGACAGUUUAUGAAAUAUACCAUUGUAAAAGAUCGCCUGUAA